This is a messenger RNA of Ictalurus furcatus (blue catfish), 1499 nucleotides long. RefSeq lists its product as uncharacterized. The coding region runs from base 193 to 735 and encodes 180 amino acids. The transcript is spliced from 10 exons. NCBI's taxonomy places the organism in Eukaryota, Metazoa, Chordata, Actinopteri, Siluriformes, Ictaluridae. The record is from RefSeq and is a predicted model, not a curated record.
UUCUAAUUUGGACAUUUUAAUAUUUUGCACAACUUUUCUACAAUGAAAUAUAGCGAAACAUUACGAGUUUACACUGACCAAUGUCUUGUCCUUUCCUAGUAAAAUACCAAGAUGUACUUCCGCUUAGCAGAUCCUCUGUUAUCGAGUUCACACUGCUGCCCUGCUGAUUCAGUCUGAGAUCAGUCUGCAGAUAUGAGUGGUCCAGUGGCUCAUGUGGAAAAUGCACAUGUGGCAGUAUGGAUUGCAUUGAAGAGGCUUGACCUUAAUGAUGACAGAGUUAUAGCUCUGAGAGAAGUUCACAUUCCCAGAGGGACAAAAAUGGCCACAGUGAAACAGAUUGUAGCUCAUUCUUUCAGAUUGGAGGUUGCUCAGGUCACCUUCAAGAUACGAAACAGUCACGGAUUUUUAAUCCCUUUGAAUGGCAGCAUACCAGUGAACACCAAACAAAUGCCUUAUGUCUUGGAGGUGACAAGAUAUUUUCAGCAUGUUAACGCAAAAUCCAGAGACAUUGCCAUGACGGUGAUAAGUAGAAGCUUCAAGUCAAGACUACAGAGUAUUGUGAGAAGGAUUGAAAGACUGGAAGAACUCCUGCCUCAAAUCAAGCAAAAGCAGAAUGAGAAGAUGGUGAAGGACGUUGAACUGUUGAACCAGAAGCUGAUAUUCCUACACAAAAGAAUGCAGAUGGCAGAGUCAUACUGCUGGGAGGGAAUGUUUAAACGAGCACCACUCUGGUGAUAAUUCUUUUUUUUUUGUUCUCCACUCCAACCUCCUGGGUAAACGGCAGGGAAUUUUAGCGUUUUUCAAACAGUUAAACUAUGUGCUCAACUCGUUUACUUACUAAAAUAGUAAUGCUGAAAAACACUUACCAAAGCAUUGUGCCACUGGCCAUUUAUCAGAUUCAUACAUUUAUUCAUUGCAUUACUGCAUAAUGUACAACCUAUCUAUACUUUCAGCAAUAAGCAGUUCGACAAGUGUUAAUUAUAACAUUGUCUAUGUUUACAUGCACAUCAAAUUCCAUUUAAGGUCUAUAUUCGGGUUGCUGUCAUGCUUCUUUCCUACAGCUAAGCGUCUGUUAGAACCCACAAUUCCUUGCGGACUGAGCAUGCACAUAUAUCUCCUUUCAGUGGAUUUUCUGAAAAAAGGUGUUUAGAUUCGGCACAUUUCAGAUUAAAACAGGCAUAUUCAGAAUUUGGGGUAUCAGAAUAUUGUCCUUAUCUGAAUCGGGCAAUCGGACUGCAGUUUACAUGACUCAUUGCUAAUCGGAAUAUUGAUUUGCAUGUAAACAUUGCCAUUGACAACACGACGUAAUAAGGACUUUUCUUCAUCUGUAUUGAAAAUGGGUUCACUCCGUAAGGCUUUUCAGCACUAUGCACUUUUGUGGCAUAUAAGUGCAUUACUAUUUCUUAAAACAAAUACUAAUAUUAAAGUAAAAAGUAACAGCAUCUCAGUGAGAUGCUGGGUCACCAGAUUGCCUUGGAUUUACACCAUUUCAUAUUCAU